AUGACGAUUCUAGAUAUAAUAACUGAAAUUCUACGAUUUUGUAGCUUUCCAACUUUUCCGGAGAAUGAUGAAAUGAUGGAUAAUUACGAAUUAUAUCGUUGGCAACAUACUAUUCAAUCUGGAAUUUUAUUGCUCCUUUUCAUACUUUGGUUGUAAGUUUAUUCACAAUCUGCUUCGUAUUUAAAGAUUAUCCGAUUUUUCUAGAAUUAUUGGCUGUUUUGUAUCACGUGAAGUCUUUUUAGUGCUAUUGGAUCAUCACAAGAUCAGGUCAGUUUUUAUGGCGGGAACAUUUUUGUUUUCUUUUGUGAAAACAAUAAGACAUUAUUUCCAAAAAACCAGAUGUUUUCUAUUUUACACCACUUUUCUCGAAUAGAAAAAUAAUAGAUCUUUUCCGAAAGGGUUUCAAAUUUUUUGUUUUUUGAAAAAUGUGCAUUUUUGGAGAUUUUUGAGCCUUGGAGAUUUUAUAUAUUCUGUUGGAAUUUUUCAAUAGAGAUUUGAUUUUGGCUCUCUUUUGUUAGGAAAGAGAUUUGGAAUAAAUGAAAGUGGAAUGAGGAUUAGCGGGAAUAAUAAGAUAAAUUGAUAAUGAAUGAAUGUAGUUUGGAAGUGAAUAUAUAAAAAUAAGUAAUUUUUGAAAAUGAAUGUGUGAAAAAAAUCGAAAAAUAUAUGUGCGAACUUUCUGAGAAUUUUUAAAAGAUAUUCCAUCUUAUUUUCCUGAAAAAAAUAGAAAAUGUUUUGAUCUUUUUUAGUAUAAAAAAUAUCCAAGAAUGUUUGAAGAAGACUGAAUGCUUUUUUGCCCACAAUAUGUUAAACUUUUUUCUUUUUCAAAAUGAACACAUUUUUUCUGGUCACAAUAUCUCAAUUGAGUCUCUUUCCCCUUCUGAAUCGUAAUUUUCCAGACAAUCUCGAACCAAACCUCUUCCCAAGCGCGAAUAUCACGGGAAAUACAGCGUGAAGAAGAAUCGUUGCCUAACAAAAGAGCGAAAUCAUCAACCAAAUGGUCUAACUUCUGCUGCAGAUCAACCAUAA
Messenger RNA from Caenorhabditis angaria, 1026 nucleotides. NCBI's taxonomy places the organism in Eukaryota, Metazoa, Nematoda, Chromadorea, Rhabditida, Rhabditidae. The record is from the annotation of a GenBank genome assembly.